CGCAUGCCUGCCGCGGGCCGUGCCCCCCGCCCGGGCUAGGCUGGGCUCCGCGCAGACGUUACCGGCCGCGGCAGGCAGGGAAGCUGCGCCCCCGCGCAGCGAUGCGCGCUGCCCCCGGGCCGGCCAGAGAACAAAGGGCCGCCGGCUGCCGCCCCCCAGCCCCGGGCCGCGCCGGGCCGCGCUGAGCCGCCCCGCUCCCCGCAGCCACCUGCUGCUCCGCGCCCCGGCGGCGCCCGGCACCUCCCUUGUGCGGAGCGGCGGAGGCGGCGGCCGCGCCCGCCGCGUCGUCGGUGGCAGCGGCGGGGAGCGGGGCUGUCUGCGAGCACCGGGAGCUGUCCGGGGCCGCGGCCCUGUCCGUGGUGCUGCCGCCCGCGCCGGGGGGGAGCCCAGCCCAGCCCUGGCGCGGAUCCCGCGCCGCGGGGAAGCGGCACCCUCACAUCUGAGUCGGCCCGCAGCUGCCGCCCAUCCUCGGCUCCCUUCUCGCCGGCAGAUCCCAACCAACAGGCGCGGCGCAGCCCGAGGCAUCCUGUUGCGCUGGGUCCACAGCGAGGAGGGGAGAAGCGGCGUUUUCCGAAAGAGCCUCUGCCCAGGUUGAGAUGCGCUCGUGGCUCGGAACAAUGGCUGCACUGCCAAGGCUGGUUUGUGCGUCUUCAGUCGUGUUGGUGGUCUGGGCUGGUUUUUGUUCUGCAGUAUGUGUUGAAGUCCCAUCAGAGACAGAGGCUGUCCAAGGAACGCACAUGAAGCUACUCUGCAUCUCCUGCAUGAAGAGGGAAGAGGUGACAGCCAGCACAGUGGUGGAAUGGUUCUACAGGCCGGAUGGUGGAAAAGAUGAACCUAUCUAUGAAUACAGGAAAACAAACCAUGAAUUUCCAAGCCGCUUCAGUGGUCGGUUACAGUGGAAUGGGAGUAAAGACAUGCAGGAUGUAUCCAUCACUGUGUUAAAUGUGACCUUGAACGAUUCGGGUAUCUACACCUGUAACAUCACCCGGGAGUUUGAGUUCGAGAUUCACCGACCUCUCUUCACAAGCUCCAGACUGAUCCACCUCACCGUGGUGGAGGAGGCUGGAGAAGACUUCACCUCGGUCAUCUCUGAAAUUAUGAUGUAUAUUCUGCUGGUCUUCCUCACCUUGUGGCUACUGAUAGAAAUGGUCUAUUGCUACAGGAAAGUCUCUAAGGCAGAGGAGGCUGCCCAGGAAAAUGCGACAGACUAUCUUGCGAUUCCAUCAGAAAACAAGGAAAACUGUGCCGUGCCUGUGGAGGAAUAGCGGAGAGGAGUCAGUGGAAUGAACGGCACCAAGGGGCUCUGAAGACAGAAGGACCGCAUCAUGCCAGCCAGGUUUGAGGGGGAGCUCUGCGCCGUCGGGAGGAAGUACGGGGAAGUGUAAAUUCUCUUCCAUUUGCCUUGGACUCUGUACAGCCUUGACUUUGGCCUCAUGACUCCAUUCUGAGCUGCCAGCGCAUUUGCUAAAGGACUCUUCUUUUGAAGCAUGCUGAGCAAAGAGCACAGGGGUGUGGGCAGCACGGCUCCUUCCCAAGUUUCAGUCCCAUCAUCACGUUAAUGGCUUUGUAAAUGUUAAGUGUCAUUUCUCAGCUGCUGUCACCACCACCUUUAUUUGCUAAAUAUGCUAGUUCUCCAUUGCAGAGGUAAAGGGUAUGUAUGUCAUGUUACUCUGACCUGCGGGACUGGGAACAAGGUCAUCUUAGGGUGAUGUUCCACCAUAUGUUACAGCCCAAGCAGUCUUACUGGUGUUAAAUAGGAAGAAUUUCAUUAGUUGUUGCUUGGUAAGUUGAUCUGGACUUUGGGCUGCCCGUGCACAGGCAGAGUAGGAUGAGGACUAUGAUGCAUUGGAAUUGCUGAAAAUGCCUAGUAGGUAGGGUGAGUCCCUGUGCCGUGUUCACACUUGCUUCUGAAGGAGGGAACUGAGAAUACAGAUCCUCACGUACUCCUACUUUGGGAGGCAGUAUGACGUAAGUAUAAGAAUCCCCUGUACCCCUCCCUUUCAUUUAGCAAGUGUCAAAACUCUUAGUUCCUUCCGUUUGCCUUGCAUAGCAGGUUUACUCCUCAAGUAUGCAGAGACACGGCGAUAGGAAUAACCUGCGGAGCCGCGUUCUGCAACAACAGGCAAGCCAGUAGGACAAGGUAUGCAGCGAACCUGUUUCUGGGGAAACCCCCAAAAGGAAGGCAGCCUGAUGCAAGUAGGCAAGCAAAGUAAAUAGGACGUAUAGCCCUCACCGGAAAGGGACAGGCAGCGUUGUAAAAUGGUAGUACGUUUUGUAACUGUGGUAUCAGUCUUCUCAUACUAUAGUGCAGCACCACCUAGAGGAAUUAGACAGAAAACGCUUAUUUUUUCCUAGUUAAUCGUAAUUCUUUCUUGUGAUAAUCGGUCACCGGUUUGAAUAGUCACUAUUCAUUGUAAAUGAUCCACUGCUGCACAGGAUUCACAGUGCAAAUUCAAUGUUUCCUAGGCAAACUUACCUUUUCAACUGGACAGGAUUAAGCAGAGUAAAAUUUGUUUUCUGGCCUCAAAUGUAGAUCAAUUGAGCUCAACAAUUAGGAUUAAGAGGAGAAACAAUGGCAGGCUGGAAUCGUACCUUAAGACAAAAUGCAGGAAGGUUUGGGUUUUUUCCUAUAGCAGAUAUUGUUACAUCCCUGCUGCAAUGGAGCUUAUACUGCUUGCAAGAGUUGACAAACUUUGCUACACUGACCGCUUCUAAAUAGUUACAAAGUGCUUGUGAAUCAAGGCAUGCUUUCCACCUAUGGAAUUUCCUCUGCUUUGUUCUGCUGCUUUUUAUGUGUUGCUACAAUCACAGAAAUUACUCCGUUUGUAAGUCAGACCCAGGCUAGAUUUCUAACUGGCAGUUGUUCAAAAUUCCUUUUUUAGACUGUGUGUCACCUGUAGUAAAGUACUACGAUGCAGUCUUCACAGUAGGAUCGCUCUCAAGUCCAGAGCUGAGUCUGGCAACCUGAGCACAUUUUCCAGAUGAAGCACAGUCUGGGCACUGGUUCCUUAAAGCCUAAUAAUACAAAAGGGGAAAAAGCAGCUCCUCUUCUAAUUCAGCUGGAUGUCUUCAUCCUCCCUAAGCCAACUUGCCUGGUCUUGGAGCAAUGUUGGGCAUAAUCCUAACUCUAAACCCACAGCAACAGAGGGACUAGAUUGUAACUCCAGAGUUUCGGUCACUGACCACGGCAUUGAUGCCCACAGUGAUUUUUAGGUAAGACAUAACCUCUCUUGCACUUCAAGUCUGCUCCUCAGUCCCCAUGAGGCAGUGAUAACCCUCUGGUAUCAUAAUGCUAAGUCAGAAAAGGAGAAGACAGAACUUCUUGAGAGCUACCUCAGGUGGUAAAGAAGGGUCGUCCUCUAGUCCAGCACCUUCCGGUAUCUUACAUGCAUCUUCUUAAGAUGCGUUUUUUUGGACAUAUCUUUCACUUUUCCAGUUCCUGCAGGCAGAUAUGACUAUUGCCCUGUGUUGUUCUAGGCAAGAGAAUGGUCUCUAAAUUUUGCUCAUGAUUCUCUUAGCAAAAAAAAAAAAAAAAAAAAUUAAAAAAAAAAAAUCAGGAUUUUUCAAGUAUGGUGUUAAAGGCAGGGCUGUGUCCUGGAAGAGAUGGUCCUGGUUGGUCUCUGAAAAGACUCUCUGUGUUUGGAAAUGGUAGAACAGACUUUAGAACAGGCAGGAUAAUAAAAAGAACAAAGCACUCACGA
Molecule: messenger RNA, 3701 nt
Organism: Grus americana (Whooping crane)
Lineage: Eukaryota; Metazoa; Chordata; Aves; Gruiformes; Gruidae
Gene: SCN3B
Product: sodium voltage-gated channel beta subunit 3
Exons: 6
Coding region: 597-1265 (222 amino acids)
Biological process (GO): sodium ion transport; regulation of heart rate by cardiac conduction; ventricular cardiac muscle cell action potential
Cellular component (GO): voltage-gated sodium channel complex
Molecular function (GO): sodium channel regulator activity
Source: RefSeq, a predicted model, not a curated record